UCGUCACCAGAGUUUGGACAACAGAAAGAUGGUGAGCACAUUUGACGGUACUUAAAUACACGAAUUGACUUGAAGUUAGCUUCACUUUUUUCAUGCAUACGCAUGCUUGAUAUCCAGCUAUUUCUGAUAGUAGCUCAAAUUGUGAAAAAGAAGCUUAGACGAUGCAGCUGGACUUGUGAGAAGGGAUGGGGCUCUCCUUUCAAGGCUUAGUUAUACAGCGUGAAAAUCAUAGAUUUCUAACUAAUGCUUUUUUUCUUUUAUCAUCAGGAGUGGAAAGUGUACCUCCUUUUCUUUGCCUUGUUCGUGGCUGCCACAUUUGCAGCGCCCACUUGUAAAUGCCAAGAUGAAGAUAAGGUAAAAGUAAAAAUACUCAUUAGUGUUAUCAUAUAUCAAUCUGCAGUUUUGCAGUCUUUCAUCGUCAGUGUACUUUUAGCCAUCAAUCUUUAACUGUGAUACAAGGUUUCCGGAGACUUAGUUGUUCCCGCACAAUGCUGGAAGAAUUUUUUUAUUUGUGCAGUUCAUAGCUGUAAUUUGUGCCGAUACAGAGCCGUUAAACGCGUUUAGUCCAUGUUUCUUUAAUUAAUUUGUAGAAACAUCAGGUUCGCUGUUAAAGUCCACGUGAAUGAGACCAGAACAAUACAAACAUAAACGUAAAUAUUAUAUAAUAUUUUGUUCCACAGGAAACUUUGUCCAAAUACAAAGUUAAAGCCAAAGAUGGUGACGAAGAGUAUGAACAAGAAGUCAAAAUCGACACCGAGAAACAGACGGAAACUUAUCACAUUCCAAAAACGAAAUCAUCCAGCGCAGGAGAAGUGGACGAAGUCUAUGACUUUAAAAGAGUAAGUAAAUUAGCAUAGCAAAGUAAAUAAGCAUAGCAAAGGCAGCACUCCUCUCCAUUCUCCUCGGUUAUUUUUAAGACACUGAGUGUUGGUCGAGGACUUGAACCCUUGACCUCCCACACGGCAGUAAGGCGCCCUACAAUUAGAAAGAGCUAACCGAGAGCGGUUUAAAAUUUAAGAUUUUUAAAUGGAUAUUUUACUAUUUAAAAUUCAUAGUUACUGUUUACUCAUUUACUUGCUGAUGUUUUUCGUACAGAACUUGGUUAUGCGCCGAAUGCCUGAACACAAAGCCUGUUUCUUGAGUGAAUCCACUGAAAACGCUCCAAAGCCUCAAGACCUCAAAAAUGCACUUGACAAGGUAACUUUCCUUUCUUAGUUCGCGAGCAACGAUCGAUGCUCUAACUUUACACUGAAGUUCACGAUAAAGCCAUCGUCUUUUGAUGCAUUUCUGUUUCCUUGAAUUAUCGUUUACAGUAAAGUGUCAGUUUUAAAGAUGGUAUGUGUUCAGAAGGCGAUUUUUUUGGCUUUUCUCUAAUUAAAUGUCAUAACUGACAUAUUCAUGGUCGAAAUGAUUAUCGACCUUCUUCCGGCUCAGGCUAAUCAAUAAGCUCUAAUAUAAAAACAAUGUCUUUUCAUACUGUCAUAUCCCAGUUUUGACUUCUUGUAGUGCUCGUGGACAAUAAAUCAGUCAUCAAAACAACUGAGGGCUUCGAACAUGAUCUUAACUCCAUUAUCUCCUGAGAUCUUAAGCAAGAUUAUAAUUAUGGAAUGAGUAAAAUUAAAAUUUGAUGGGAAGCAACUCAUUUCUUCUCUGAAUCGCUUUUUCAGCAAAGCGCAUCAGGUUCUUCACAAUCUGCUAAUACUACUGAAGACGAUUACGAAGUUGUUGGCACUGUGAAUGAUCGUUCCACUCUGAGUGAUGAAAUGGCUGCAAUGUGUGCCAAAUUUCCCAUUUAUCGCAUCAAGAGGAAGCAGGUCACUAUGAGUGUGGAAAAAGAAAACAUCCAAGGUAUUUGUUAGCUUUUGUUUAGAGUUCUUUUUAAUCGCUUUAAGUGGGACCGCUAAGGAGUUAAUUCCCAAAGAGUUAAUUAUAAGUCGAGUUAAUUAUAAAUUUUCACUCUCAUUUUCCAGGUGGUAAAGACAGGGUUAAGAGAGACCUCUGCAUCUACUGCUAUUGGUAUAUCCAACGUUACGUACUAGUACAAACAUCUAAUGGUUACUAUUAUUGCCCGAUUUGGCGUAGGGUAUGCAUUUUCGUAACUUGCAGCUACUGAACGAAGGCUAAUAGUCGUUUAAUGAGACAACCUCCUGAUCCAAAAACCUCAGCCAAGAAAUGAAAAUAUAUGCGUUUUUUUUCUAAUUACAUAUUGAUUUCAUGUUACAAAAUGUGCUUAAAA
Molecule: messenger RNA, 2236 nt
Organism: Pocillopora meandrina
Lineage: Eukaryota; Metazoa; Cnidaria; Anthozoa; Scleractinia; Pocilloporidae
Source: the annotation of a GenBank genome assembly